AGAUGUAAAGGAUGAAGAGGUGGCCAUUGGUGGCUGUCAGCUCCAGGAAGUAUUUCUUAAGAAACUUGCUCAAGAGAAUCUUCCUCAAUUCUGUUUUAGUUAUAGGUUGUUUAUCUAUAAAAGCUAUUCAUUAAUCUUAUGUACUGGCAAGGGUGUGGUUCAGAGAUACGGAACUGAGAGAAUUGUACCUUUUUGAGCAGUUACUCUUGAAAAAAAAAAGUUAGUGGGAAUGAUUCUAGGACAUACCCAGUUAGGAAGCAAUAAGAGGCAGGCAGGCACAACUGGUUUGCCAGGUUUUCUAACCUUCUGCUGAGUGGAAAACCACUUGUUUGUGGAAAAUGUCUAAAAUGAAGAACCCCCAGACUUUUGAGGAGCAAACAGAAUGUGUCAUGAAUGCUCUACUCACAGAUCUUUUGACCCCAACAUUACAGGUUGCUAGCCGGAAUCUACUGGAUUCAGAUGAACCAUACUCAGGAGAGGCCUGCUCUUUUGAUGUGUCUAUUAUUGCUGGUCGCCUUCGAAUGCUGGGUGACCAGUUCAAUGGAGAUCUGGAAGCUUCUGCCAAUAACGUCAUUGCAGAAACCAUUCAAGGACAGGCAGGAACUGUUCUCAGGGAUGUAGUCCAGUCUCUCAGCAUGGCCUGGUGUACUCAAGACCCCACCCUAGCUUUUGAAAGAGCCUUUCUGGCAGUGUCAGUGAAACUUCUUGAAUAUGUGGUCCGUAAGGCUCCUGAAACGGCAAGACAGGUGGCUAGCUGCAUGACAGGCAUGAUCAAUGGGAAUACAGCCAUCCGAGAAUUUAUCCAGGACCAGGGAGGAUGGGAGAACCUGGAGAGCUGAAGAAGAGGACUUGUCCCCACACUGAGCAUCAGUGCCUCUGAUGUCUGACAAUUAAAACAUGACAACUUACCUGUGUUACAUUUUUACUGAUUGCUGACUUUGGGAGCAGCCCUAGCCACAUACAGUGACAUUAUACUUUCUGUUCUUACCUGAGUUUUAAUAAGUGUUUGUUGAAACAAAGACCUCCUGAAUAAGUAAUUUCGUACUAGUGAAAUUUCAAGCAUGUAGGCAGACCUUUGCUGGUGAUCUUGUGAAGGAGACAGCACAUCAUAAACUUUUUCUUAGGUUUAGCCAUGUCUUUUGUUGAGAAUUUUGUCUCUAGUGAUUUUGGAUGUCAGUUUUUAGUUAAAAAUCUUAUUUCUUCGA
Phodopus roborovskii (desert hamster) is the source of this 1205-nucleotide messenger RNA. RefSeq names its product BCL2 like 15 (gene Bcl2l15). NCBI's taxonomy places the organism in Eukaryota, Metazoa, Chordata, Mammalia, Rodentia, Cricetidae. The record is from RefSeq and is a predicted model, not a curated record. Bases 339 to 839 code for a protein of 166 amino acids. The transcript has 4 exons. Gene Ontology annotation, cellular component: cytosol; nucleus. Gene Ontology annotation, biological process: regulation of apoptotic process.